Mugil cephalus (flathead mullet) is the source of this 919-nucleotide messenger RNA. It is a transcript of the gene cart3, whose product is annotated as cocaine- and amphetamine-regulated transcript protein. Gene Ontology annotation, molecular function: neuropeptide hormone activity. The transcript has 3 exons. The record is from RefSeq and is a predicted model, not a curated record. Gene Ontology annotation, biological process: cellular response to starvation; G protein-coupled receptor signaling pathway; adult feeding behavior. The coding region runs from base 58 to 438 and encodes 126 amino acids. Lineage: Eukaryota; Metazoa; Chordata; Actinopteri; Mugiliformes; Mugilidae.
AAAGGUGUUUAGGCGCCGGGGAGAGACUAUUUGAGACCAGGGGAAAAAGGGGGCCACAUGCUUCCGCGCACUGGGACAAUGCAGAACUCGAGGAUGCUCAGCGGGACGCUUCUCUGCGCUCUGGUGCUGUUCUCCAGCGCCGCCGGAGCCGAAGUGUUGGACACCGAGUCCGAGGAGGAGCUGAGCCCCAGAGCACUGCGUGACUUCUACCCCAAAGGUCCGAACCUGACCAGUGAGAAGCAGCUGCUUGGAGCUCUCCAAGAAGUUCUUGAAAAGCUGCAGGCUAAACGGCUGCCUUUAUGGGAGAAGAAAUUUGGCCAAGUCCCCACGUGUGAUGUCGGGGAGCAGUGCGCAGUGAGGAAAGGCGCUCGGAUCGGAAAGAUGUGCGACUGUCCCCGGGGAGCUUUCUGCAACUUCUUCCUGCUGAAGUGCUUAUGAGCCUCUCGGAUGUGUCUGAAUGUGGCACUGAGAUGGGAUGAAGAAAGGAGAGGGGGGGAAAACUCACUCUAUUCCUUUGUAAUUACUGUCAUAUUUUUAUGAUACAGCUGAGGAUCAGAUGGGGUGACUGCCUGAAGGGGAAGAGAAAGAACUGUAAACAUAUAGUUCCAUGACACAUACAUAUAUAUAUAUAUAAGGAUGUUGAUGAUGAACCAUGAAGCUCCUGUAAAUAUUCCGAACCUUCUUGCUGAACAACAGGAUCAUUGUUGUGAUGAGUUACAAACCCACACUGCACAAUAAAAUGACCACACACACACACACACAAACACACACACACUGUAAAGACUUCAGCAAUAUUAUAGCGUUGCUUCAUCAGAUCCAGUCCUGUCUUUAGUCCAGUUUUGUUUCAAAUGAAAGUUUUGUGCGUGGCUCAUUAUAGUAAAAUAACAAUAAACUGUGGAUCAUCUUAUUUUGUAAAGCA